AUGGAGGCGGCAGUCUGCGCCUCCUGCCCUGAGGCCUUUCAUGACGAGGUGGCGGCAUUGUGCAGGCAGCACGGGAUCCAGAAGGCGUUUGGCAAGGCAGGCGAUAUGGUGAAAUCUCUCAGCGGCAAGGACUGGAUCCCCAAGUGGGAGGCCAAGGUGGUCAUGGCCACCGUGACGAAGGCCCAGACCAUGGGUGCGGAGAAGGCCCUGAUCAUAUGCAUCGCAGGCGGCAAGAACUGCGACUCGGAGAUGGCUCGGCAGCCGCAUUUGGUGCGGGCGAUCAAGAAGGAGAUGGAGGACGAACAGUUCCGAGUCAGGGUCGAGUGGAUCGAGAAGGAGGAGUUCUUCGAGCGCUACAGUGCAGCGAAAGGGAACGCGCACGACAAAAAGGCAGCGGACAAAUCAGCUGCCAGUCCGGAGGCCAAGGCCAAGGCUGAGGACAAACAGGCAGGGGACAAACCAGCUGAUAGCCCGCCUGGCAGCUCCAACGCGGGGGGCCAGAAGCAGCAGCAGGAAUGCCGGUACUAUGCGAAGGGUGCCUGCAAGAACGGCGCGGCCUGCCCGUUCGCACACAAGCCGCCUUGCUCAUUCUUCCGGCAGGGCAAGUGCAAGAAUGGGACGGCCUGCCGUUUCUCCCACGCAUUGGACAACCCCAAGACGGACAACGCCAAGGCCAAGGCCAAGGCGAAGGACGCCGACGCCCGCCUCGUGUGCAGGGAGUGCGGGAAGUCGUUCAAGGACUGGGACCAGAUGGUUAGCAAACAUUGGUUUUGCAAGGGGCGCGAGCCGCUGUGUGCAUGCUCGCAGUGCAAUCGGGCCUUUGAUGAGUUACAACAGUGCCUGCAGCACCAGAAAGACACAGGCCAUAAGGGCCACGUGCGGGUGAAUGACACGAGAGAUCCCGUAUGGUUCUGCAUGCAGUGCGACAGGGAAUUCAGAACCGAGCAAGCGUGCAUUCAGCACCAAGAGGCAACGGGGCAUGGGGACAUCCCCUGCUGCAUGGUUUGCUUGAAGACCUUCGGCUCCAAGAAGGCGAUCCUUCAGCACCAGCAGUCCUGUGGACAUGCAGGCAUUCAGUGGCUCCUUGAGGCAGACAGUGACUCCGAACCUGAUGAAGAUCCAACUGUAUCGCGGGAGUAUCCACUCUUAUAUUCUCCCACAUUUCAACUUUUGUGA
Molecule: messenger RNA, 1176 nt
Organism: Prorocentrum cordatum
Lineage: Eukaryota; Dinophyceae; Prorocentrales; Prorocentraceae
Source: the annotation of a GenBank genome assembly